Messenger RNA from Aureobasidium subglaciale EXF-2481, 1551 nucleotides. RefSeq lists its product as uncharacterized. Lineage: Eukaryota; Fungi; Ascomycota; Dothideomycetes; Dothideales; Saccotheciaceae. Bases 1 to 1551 code for a protein of 516 amino acids. The record is from RefSeq and is a predicted model, not a curated record. The transcript has a single exon.
AUGCAUCUUUCUUCUUUUCUCACCGUGUCAUCUCUUGCUGUCGGCUCUCUUGCAUGGCCAAGAUAUGCUGUAGAUAAUGAUGGCUUGACUGUACAAACAUCCUCCGGUCUUAUUCAUGGGAUCAAGGACUCGCAGUACCCGAAUGUCCGCCAAUUCUUGGGUAUACCAUUUGCACAGCCGCCUACUGGCGCACUUCGUUUCGAGCCUCCUCAACCACUGCCGGUAUCCGCCUCGAAGAAAGUGGUCAACAACACCAAACUCCCUCCAAGCUGCAUGCAGUAUCUGAACACAGAAAGUCCCGGUGUUUACCUAAAUCAAAUCAAUGAAUUUGGCUUGCAGGGCAAGAAUGGCACUGGCGAUAUCAGCGAAGAUUGCUUGACGCUUAGUAUUUGGACACCUACCAGUAACAACUCAUGUCAGAGCAAUGGCCUCCUUCCGGUUGAGAUCUGGAUAUACGGUGGUGGCUUUUCAACCGGAGGACAAGAUGUGCCUUACCAAAUUCCUAUCCAGUGGGUGCAAAGAGCGCAAGACCACCUCGUAGUGUCUCUCAACUAUCGUGUCAACAUCUUUGGCUUCCCUAACGCUGCCGGCCUGAGCGAUCAGAACGUCGGCCUACUCGAUCAGAGAGCAGCAGUCGAAUGGGUUCGCGACAACAUCGUUAGAUUUGGAGGUGACCCUUCACGUAUGCUUCUCUGGGGUCAAUCUGCUGGUUCGAUUAGCGUGGAUUACUACAAUUAUGCUUACCCCAAAGAUCCUAUCGUAUCUGGCUUUAGCAUGGACUCCGGUACAGCCUUCUCGGUCAUCCAGUCUGUCGACACUCAGCAUUCAAACUUCACCUUCGUCGCCUCUCAGCUGGGCUGCGCCAACUCCUCUUCGCCUGCAGAAGAGUUGACCUGUGUCCGCAAGCUGCCUGCUUCGACAAUCGAAGACUUUGUCAAGAGCUAUCAGAUCAACGGCACUGCACCCUCUAUCAGUUUCCUCCCCAUUGCAGACAACAAGACUGUAUUCAGCAACUACACAGAACGGGCGCUUGCAGGUCUCCAAGCCAAUCUCCCCGCUAUAAUCGGCACAAACGCCCAAGACGGUGUGCCUUUUGCUCCUUACAGUCCCAAUGGGCCAAACGCCACCCUCGCACAGCUAGCACUGCUGACAACAUUCUUCUGUCCCGCCACUGAAUCCAUCCGCUUGCGUCAACAGACCAAUCUUCCAACCUACCGCUACGUCUACAGUGGCAAUUUCUCAAACAUUGCCCCUUCUGGCUGGUUGGGUGCUUAUCACUCCUCUGAACUGCCAAUGCUUUUCGGCACUUAUGACAACUUUAGAGGUGUGGGACCGGCUUUGGAAGGAGAGACUAGUCGUGCUAUGCAAGAUGCUUGGGUAGCUUUCACAAGUGGAGGCAUGAGUGGUAUUGAGAGUUCUGGGUGGCAGGAGUAUGAGAUGCUUGGUGAGAGUACGGUAAGGGACUUUGGCGAUGGUGUGGCGGUCAAGGAUACGGAUUUGAAGUAUCUGGAGAAUCUUUGUGAUGGCUCGCAGCCGAACUACAGCGCUUGA